Molecule: messenger RNA, 1533 nt
Organism: Leptopilina heterotoma
Lineage: Eukaryota; Metazoa; Arthropoda; Insecta; Hymenoptera; Figitidae
Product: solute carrier family 25 member 44
Exons: 5
Coding region: 492-1478 (328 amino acids)
Biological process (GO): branched-chain amino acid catabolic process
Cellular component (GO): mitochondrion
Molecular function (GO): branched-chain amino acid transmembrane transporter activity
Source: RefSeq, a predicted model, not a curated record
CUCUCAAGAAAAAUAAAAUUUCAUGGCUUCUGCUUGUGUUCUAAUUUCUAUUUUUUUCAUUUAAACAAUUUUUAUGUGAUCGUUUGCUCGUUAUUUUUAACAAAAUAUUAUGACAUUCAAUCAAAAACGUGACACAUAGAAAAUCAUUUUCAUAAACAAUUUCAUCUAGGAUUGUUUAUACUUUUUUUAACACAAGUUUUCUAAGGAGAUUUUUUUACAAUAUUUUCCUAAUUUUUACAAGAGUGCAGAGUGUGUGUGUCAACAUAGACUGGAGAAGAUUUCAUCAUUUUUUUUUCUAAAAAAAAAGUGUACUUCGUGUUACGUCAUUUUUAUAUAUGUUGAAUAUUCGAAAGUAAGACGUGGGUAGUAAUGCCCAGAAGAAGCUAUUGAAAUGUCCAAAAUCAAGGAGUUAAAGUUUUAUAAAACAUUGUACGAUAAGUCACGUGUUUUUCAUUUAAAAAGUGGCAGUUCUUUGAUUUAUCAAUUAAACAAUGUCAUCAGUGGAGACACCGCCAUUUAUUCGCACCAUCGAAUGGGAUAUGAUGGACAAAACAAAAUUUUUCCCACUGAGCAUGCUCUCGUCAUUUUCAGUCCGUUGUUGCCUCUAUCCCUUAACUGUGAUCAAAACACGACUUCAAAUUCAAAGACGAAAUCACAUGUACACUGGCAUGAUAGACGCUUAUCGAAAAAUUUACACAUACGAAGGCAUGGCAGGUCUCUAUCGAGGAUUUUGGAUAAGCUCGAUACAAAUAGUCUCAGGUGUUUUUUACGCAACAACUUACGAAGGUGUGCGGCAUCUUCUCAGUCAGAAUUCAGUUACAUCCUCCCUGGACUCAAGGGUCAAGGCGUUAAUUGGAGGUGGUGCCGCGAGUCUAGUGGGACAUAGUAUAGUUAUACCCUUUGAUGUUCUUAGUCAACAUUUAAUGGUACUUGGCGUAAACGUUAAACACGGAAAAUUGGUUGUUGACAAAAUGAGUAUGAAUCCAUUGGGUUUGAAUUUGCAGCCGGGAAUGUCCCGAGCGCAAAUUACAUCAGAAAUAGUGAAAUUAAUAUAUCAACGUGACGGUUUACGAGGAUUUUAUAGAGGAUACAUCGCAUCCCUUUGCGCUUACGUUCCUAAUAGUGCAUUAUGGUGGGGCUUAUACACAACUUAUCAAGAGGAAUUAAUAAGGAUUUUACCGUCGUGGGUGAGUCAUUUGUUUAUUCAGUCGGUUGCUGGCACUCUAGGGGGUUUUACAACAACAAUUAUCACAAAUCCUUUGGACAUUGUGCGAGCAAGAUUACAAGUUCAACGACUUGACAAUAUGUAUAAUGCAUUGAAAGUACUUUGGGUUGAGGAACGACUAAAAAUGUUUACAAAAGGUCUUUCAGCGAGACUCGUGCAAUCCGCUUGUUUCAGUUGUUCAAUAAUAUUAGGCUACGAGACCAUAAAGCGUUUCAGUGUUAACGAGGAAUACAAAAGUUACAUUCGUUGGUAAAAAGAAAAAGAAAACUACAAAAAAAAAAUACACGAAAAUUUCAUCAUCGAACUUA